CGCGAGUGCGAUGCAGUGAGGCCGGACGGACGGACGGGCGGGCGGGAUUGCUGGGCUGGGGCCACGGCAGCGCUGCAGAGAUGUGACUCGGGCCGAGGGCCAGCGGGAGCGUCGGCGCUGCGGGGCCGCGGGGGUCGAGAGAAAGAUGAGAACCCGCCAGGCGCUCGCCUUCCUCCUGCUCUUCGUGAUUGCCUCCGGGGCCUCUGAGAACGCCAGCACGUCCCGGGGCUGCGGGCUGGACCUUCUCCCUCAGUACGUGUCCCUGUGCGACCUGGACACCAUCUGGGGCAUCGUGGUGGAGGCGGUGGCCGGGGCGGGCGCCCUGAUCACGCUGCUCCUGAUGCUCAUCCUGCUGGUGCGGCUGCCAUUCAUCAAGGACAAGGAGAAAAAGGACCCCGUGGGCCUCCACUUCCUCUUCCUCCUGGGGACCCUGGGCCUCUUUGGGCUGACCUUCGCCUUUAUCAUUCGGGAGGAUGAGACCAUCUGCUCGGUGCGCCGGUUCCUCUGGGGCGUCCUCUUUGCACUCUGCUUUUCCUGCCUGCUGAGCCAGGCGUGGCGAGUGAGAAGGCUGGUGCGCCACGGCAAGAGCCCCUCAGGCUGGCAGCUGCUGGGCAUGGCCCUGUGCCUGAUGCUGGUGCAGGUCAUCAUCGCCAUCGAGUGGCUGGUGCUGACCGUGCUCCGAGAUGCGAAGCCAGCCUGUGCCUAUGAGCCCAUGGACUUCGCGAUGGCCCUCAUCUACGACAUGGUACUGCUGGUGGCCACCCUGGGGCUGGCCUUUUUCUCGCUGUGUGGCAAGUUCAAGAAGUGGAAGCAGAACGGAGUCUGCAUCCUGGUCACGGCCUUCCUGUCCGUGCUCAUCUGGGUGGCUUGGAUGACCAUGUACCUCUUUGGCAAUGCCGAGCUACGACAGGGAGAUGCCUGGGGCGACCCCACCUUGGCCAUCACGCUGGUGGCCAGUGGCUGGGUCUUUGUCAUCUUCCACGCCAUCCCGGAGAUCCACUGCACCAUUCUGCCGGCCCCGCAGGAAAACACGCCCAACUACUUCGACACGUCACAGCCAAGGAUGCGGGAGACGGCGUUUGAGGAGGAUGUGCAGCUGCCGCGGACCUACAUGGAGAACAAAGCCUUCUCAAUGGAUGAACACAAUGCAGCUCUCCGAACUGCAGGAUUUCGCAAUGGCAGCUUGGGAAACAGACCCAGCGCUCCGUUCAGAAGCAACGUGUAUCAGCCAACUGAGAUGGCUGUUGUGCUCAACGGGGGGACUAUCCCAACCGCUCCGCCAAGUUACACUGGAAGACACCUCUGGUGAAAGACUUUAAGUUCCAGAGAAUAAGAGUCUCUCUUACCGAUUUUAUUCCCUGGUCGUGUCUUUCUUGAGGGAGAAAUCAGUAACAGUAGCUGAACAAGGCCGCCUCGCAGCCAGGAGAUUUGGAAAUCCUAGACAGGAGGAUUUCGUGUAAAUGUGAACACUGCUGAACUGAAAAGCUAACACCAACUGCCCUCCCCGCCCCUGCCACACACACACACACACACACACACGUAAUACCAAACCAACCUCAAACCCUGCAAACUAAAGCAAAGCUAAUUGCAAAUAGGAUUAGGCUUACUCGAAAAUGUGGCUGGGAAGACUGUUUCAUCCUCUGGGGGUAAGAGCAGAACCGCUUUCAUAGCCAGCAGGCCAGGCCGGUGUUGGCUGAGCACAGACAGCCCCACACCAUCGCCCCUUGCCAGCAAGUGCUGGACCCCAGGUGGCCUCUUGGAGACAGUCAUUUCACUGAGGAAGGCGAAUAGGGGCUUCCCCACUGGCCUGCCUGUGGGUUUUCACAUUUCAGGGGGGUCAGGAGCAGUGGAGGAGAUUGUGGGUAUGAUUCCGAGGCCCAGCCCAACUGCAUCCGGGAAAGAGCUUUAUGAGCAGUGGUGGAGGAAGCCUGGCCUGUGCCAAAGAAGAGAAGGCAGUCUGGGAGUUGAAGGGACCGUCACACUUAGAAAGGAGCACCCAGCUUUGUUCCUUCUCUGGGCCACAUGCUCUGGCGUCACUGCCAGGAAGCAAGCCUGCCUGCCUCCAAGGGGCAGUUUCCGACUGGAGCAGCCGUCGCUCCCCUGAUCACCCCUCCAUCUUCCCACCUCGUGAGUGUUCCUCCAGCCCUUCCCCAUCUCUCCCACCACGUCCAUUUCAAAAGCUCACAUGAAGCCACCAGCCCAAAGCCCCGUGGCUUGGCCAGGGGGCAGAUGCCGGGGUGGAUUUUCCGCAAUGCUGUCACGCGGCAGGGGUACCCCCGGGUGGAGAGGCCAUGCCGGCUGCCUAGCAAGCAGUGAGUUCUUGGGACUUCUCUGCGGACGUAGUGAAAGCUCCAGGGUUGGGUGGAGCACAUGAGGGUUUCUUGCUGCUUUGGGAGGGCCUGAGGGACAUUUUUGUCUCAGUUUUCUGCAAGUUCCAUGAAAAUGGUUCUCUUCCAAGCCAUUGUUUCUGUCAUGGUUUCCAUCUGUCCUAAGCAAGUCAUUCCUUUAUUUGGCAUUUCAGACAUCUCGGCCAUUAAAAGCCCCAUGUUCUCUGCACUGUUUGGCCAGCAUAAUCGCAGGCAAUGAUUCAAAGCAAAGAGUUUUAACCUGACGGCACGGAAUGUAUAAAUGAGGGUGGGUCUUUUUGCAUAUACUCUAGUCACUGUAUUGCUUUUUUUUUUUUUCUCUAUAAAACAACCCAUAAGCCUUUAACCUUCACAGAAAAUGAAAAAGGUUAGUGUUUGGGGGGAAACUGACCUCUUCAAAAGCCAAUAUGUCUGAGCUGAGUAUGUUUUAAUAAACCUUCUGAUUUUUCUUGAG
Messenger RNA from Odocoileus virginianus texanus, 2820 nucleotides. It is a transcript of the gene GPRC5B, whose product is annotated as G protein-coupled receptor class C group 5 member B. The record is from RefSeq and is a predicted model, not a curated record. NCBI's taxonomy places the organism in Eukaryota, Metazoa, Chordata, Mammalia, Artiodactyla, Cervidae. Gene Ontology annotation, molecular function: protein kinase activator activity; G protein-coupled receptor activity; protein kinase binding. Gene Ontology annotation, biological process: G protein-coupled receptor signaling pathway. Gene Ontology annotation, cellular component: signaling receptor complex; plasma membrane; intracellular membrane-bounded organelle.